GGUCGUGCAACAGCCAGGACGGCAGCUAAACCGCUUUACGGCAGGUACCUCUGUGGAGCUGAGCCGCAGCUGCCCUUGUGAAGAUGUCAACAACAUAUACUGCCUACUGAAGUCUGCAUCACCUAAUUUACGUUUAACAAGGACAAAAACGUGACAUGGCAUCUCGCCUCCUCAAGUACACGGUGCUUCUUCAGAAGUACCGCACCCCGCUGCUUGUGGUGAGCUGUGGCGGGGUGUUUGCAGCCAAUAUCGUCUACCAUGUCUUCCCUGACAUGUCCUACCGCCGGCUGUAUCAGGCCUGGUACAAAGGAGAGCCAGUCACACUGUCGGAAAAGUUAGAGGAGGUUUUCCAGCAGGUGUUAAAGGAUUAUGGUAUCAGCUCAGCCAAGAAUUUCUCCUCCUUCGCCUCCUUUGGGUUCCAUCCUGUCGGCGCUGGUGUCCCUUGGCUCCCUGCAGGGGCACAAAUUGGCAUCCCAGCAAACUUCAACAGCACAGCCGAUGACUUAAGUGGCAUCACCAACCGAAGCAUUUUCAUCAACGGCAAAACGGUGGACUGGAGCAGUGAUACUGGCUCUGCACUAAAAGAGUCACUGGUGUUUUCACUCGAGGCACAGAAGUUUGCCAUAGCACGAGAAGUGGCCCGUUUGCAGUCUGGAGGACCUGUUCUGAAUGCUGCUGUGGCCCCAUUCUGCCUGGGCGGGGUUUGGGUGUACAGUGUCGUUCUGAAGCAGGUGUUUGGGCUCCAUGCCGGGCCGCUGCUUUUUCGCGGUGCUGCGAAUGUUGUGGCGCUCUGCCUUGGUUACGUGUCUUACUUCCUCACCUCGGAUGCUGUCAGCCAGUGGAUUGACUACAACUCAGACAGAAGUGCAGCCAGGGUAUCACGUGAUUAUGCCAAAGGAGGGGUAGAGUUCUACGAUAAGAUUCUGUGCAGAAACAAAACUUUGCGCACUCUGAUGGGUCAGAAGGGAGAGGAGAUGUAUGCUCCCAGUGGGAACUUGUUUCCUGCUCACCUCCUUCAGCUGAAACACACAUCAUACACAUCCAGGAGGGAAGGGAUCCUCACUCUGCUCAAAAAGGAUAAAGUUUGAAAGUCACCAGGGCUCUCAGGAACAACUGUAAUGACUUAUGUGAAUUGUAAAUGUCUCUGAAUAGACUGUAGAGACCUAUGAGAGUCUCUGAGCUCUUUUAAGCAGUAAAAAACUGGCAAAAUAAAUUCUUAUUCUCCUUG
This is a messenger RNA of Paralichthys olivaceus (Japanese flounder), 1228 nucleotides long. It is a transcript of the gene tmem177, whose product is annotated as transmembrane protein 177. Gene Ontology annotation, cellular component: membrane. NCBI's taxonomy places the organism in Eukaryota, Metazoa, Chordata, Actinopteri, Pleuronectiformes, Paralichthyidae. The record is from RefSeq and is a predicted model, not a curated record.